AUGAAUGUAAAACAGAUGUUUAAUAAAUUUACUUACCAGUAUUUGAACUCAUAUAACACUCAUUAUUGGACAAUUACAGUGGCGCAGCUCAAAGAGAAAGUGCAGGAGCAGAUGGGGGUUGAAAUCGGACUUCAGCGCCUCAUUUUUUGUGGCAGAGUUCUUGCCGAUGAAAAGAAACUAGCUGACUAUGAUGUCCAUGGGAAGGUGAUUCACAUGGUGCAAAGGGCACCGCCAUGCCUUGAAGAGCGGGAGACCCUGAGGGAGAGGGAGCGAGAGCGCGAGAGGGAACGUGAAAGGAUGAACUCAUUCACCAAUCUUAAUACAGAUCCCAUUAACUAUGGGGCUGUUCAUUUAAAUCACAUUACACAACAGCAGAUAAGACGCCUCAUGGCUUUGGCAUCAACGGCCCAUGGGAUUGAGAUCGAAGAGCCACCGGGCUCCGCCCUGUCUCCUACUGGGACACGCUUGGACUUCCUCCGCCGUCUCAUCAUUGAAAUACGAUCAACCCUCGAUGCUAUCAUACAAAAUGAGAGUAAUGAACCACGUACUUUUUCAACUGACGAUCCAUUGGAACCCAGAACAAGCCAGGGAGAAUCUAGUUCGGUGCCAGAUGAGGUGAUGUGUCAAGUCCACCAAAGACCGCUUCUUUAUCAGCUCGAUCAAGGCACCGGUGGGACCCGCGAGGGUCGCGGACGCAGGAUUCGUCAAGCUCAGGCAGCUUAUCACACCCCUCCUGUAGAGUUCGGCCGGCUCGUGGCUGAGCUCCACGAGUUGCAUAAUGAGUUCACUCCCUUCAGGGAGGCAUACAUCAUGACGCUGAAUGAAGCUAGCGAUUCGAAUGUCCAACUGACAGAGGAGGUACUCCAGCGUCGUCAGCGCACUGCUGAUCUGGCCGCUGAGUUGUACCAUAGCUUCUCUCACGCUUACCACGUCGUGAGCGAUAUUGGACUCAUGUUGGCUCACCGCAACUCUCGUCUCAUGUCGGAGGCUCUGAUGCGUCAUCCUUUGCCGUUGCAGGCGCACAUUAACGUUGUGCAAACACCCGCUAACCGUCGUCAGACAAACGCGACUUCAUCGACCGGCGCGGGUCCGUCCACCGAGGGCCCGCAACCCAGCAGUUCACAAGCCGGUAACCCGACCGUCAAUAUAGAUAUACAGCCAGAUCCUAUUACCUACCAAGUAGAAAUAGAAACCAGGGUUCCGCUUGAAGCCACGGCUGAAAACCUGAACGAACAAAUGCCGAGCCAGGAUGGUCAGGAUCUGGGCGGUCGCCCGCAAGCUAUGAGCGAUUUUGAGAGUCUGUUUAGGGGAUUGGGACAACCCGGCGGUAUUAGGGGAGUUGAAGUACUUAUGAGUAUGGAAGAGAUCACUCCGGUAAAUGGUACUUUCACUGCCGCAAUUCCAUCUAUGAACUUGCAACCAGAAGUGGGAGUGGGAGGUAACCAACCUCUGUACGGAUCACAAAUAUAUCUCGCUCAAAUGCCGUGGGGUGCUGCUAAUCAGGCAGCUCCGAGCGCAGAUCUGUUGCAGAACAUCGUGUCCUCAGUUAUCAGGCAGGGUCUGGUUGCUGGGAUGGAGGGAGCCAUGACCGCCCACGUGCAACAGGCCCAUGUGCCAGGUCAAGGUCUCGGCGAAGGUCAGGUUCCAAUGCAGGCAGACAACGCCUCGCCUCAACAACCCGACCAAAACCAGACACCAGCUCAAGAACAAUCUCAAGAGAAUCAGCCCAAUACAGAACAAAAUACAAAUCCUAGUACGCGACGCGUUCCAAGGCUAUUCACCGGUCGUCGCCAAGGCACGAACACGAACACAGCUCGCGGUCAGACAGUGUCCUUGAACAAUUUGGUAUACGACAGAUUCCUCCAAUGCGACAGUCAUCACGCCCGUCGUCAGCUAACACGCCGCCGUGAGGAGACUUCUUUGGCCGGAGGACCUCUGCUUCGUGACGAUAACAGUCAACGCGUGCAGAAUAAUGUGGAGACCUUAUACGAACGUUUCGAUCGGAGCGCCAUUAAUGAAGAGUCUCUUAUGAUAGCUACUAUGGUUACCCUGCGCGAGGCCAUAUCAUUCACUGGGGGUCGUACAUUAGUCCCGGAUGAGUUGCAACCACUGCGUCAUCGUCUCCAAGCUUACAUGCGCGAACUCAUGCAGGGCGAGUACGAAGUUGGCACACAAGCCCACCUUGCUGAUCUGAUAUUCGAGCGCCACGCCGAAUUUAUUAACCGCGUUACUGCUAUAACCCCGACUCGUCCCAACGUGGAUGUCACUGCUUCAAUGAAGGCUGUGUUCCUUCGUUUCCUGAAUGAGGCUAUGACGGUGCUGGAGAUUGAGAACAAUGAAGUAUUUUCUCGUCGCUUCCGGAUCGUGUACCCGAGGCUUUUCUAUGAACUAUGUGGAGUCAUCUCAUACUGCUGCUUGGAGGGCGUAGAGGGUCUUAAAAAGAUAUACCGCUCUUUCUUGACGGAGUUGCUCCAGAAUGUUGGAGAACCAGUACGUGAUCUUCUCUACAGCUUAUCGAUGGAGAACUUGAAUGCUGCUAUCUGCCGCAUUGAACAUAACAGGCUACACUUCCAACAGUUCAUUCGUCGCAAGGAACAGCAGCCAUCAACAUCUGCCGCGAUCGUGAUGAUGGAUGAACCGACUACAAUGGACGUGUCGCCUCGGCCUGAGCCAGUGCCAAUGUCUCCACGUGAUGAUAAUGCUGAUUCAGAGGAAUCUGAUAUACCAGUCGUCAGCGCUGCCUGCAAGGAGGAAUCCUCGUCGGAUAUGUCGCCCAAAGACGAAUCUUCGUCUGACCAAUCACCGAAGGGCGAAACAUCUCGCGACCAGCACAGAAGGGACGAGUCGAGGAGACAUCAUUCAUCGAGAGUAGAUUCACUCUCGCCAGUUUUGUUUGGAGCAACACGGAAGCCGUGGACAUUGAAGAAUUCAAACAAGAAGACGCCUUCAAGGUUCCCAAAGACGUCUACGCCGAGAGAGCAGCUCGCUCAGCCGACGACACCGCUCCAGACUGCACCGAAUGUCACACUCGUCAGAUAUGGAGCACCCAGAGUAACAAGUGGUUUACGUCACCGAAAGGUGAAUCGAGCUAACAAAUCUGGCUCUGGUUCUAAGCCAGAUGCCUCUGGAUUAUUCGUACCACCUGAGUCGAUAGCGCAACAUUGGGGCGAAGAAUGGGUGCCAACUUUCACCCGUGAUGUUCAGGAGCAGGAACAGCGUGAUACCGCUGAGCCCUACAGUGAUGCCUACCUUUCGGGCAUGCCGCCCAAGAAACGCAGAUGCGUUCGACAGUCGCGACCACCUACGACACUAAACGCGUUCAUUGCUGAGAGCAUGAGCGAGGUAUCGUCUCUUGGCAGCGUCCAAGGCGAGGAGCUGAGAGCAGCGUUCCGUGAGCACAUGAGAUGCAUCGCCCGCGAGCGUGCAGCUGCCUCCGAAGAUUACGAGCCGUUCCGGUUCGUCGAAACUGCACGCUUCCUCAGCCAGAACAGAUGGUAUUUAAUGGAGAAUGAGUGCAGCGAGCGCGGUAGAAGCGAGGCGCCGACGGAAGCCGCACGCUUCAGCGCCAACCCGUUAAUCAAAUUCUUACGUACGUCCAGAAAACAGCUGGUGCUGGAAGCAACCACAAUAACUGAUUAA
Molecule: messenger RNA, 3639 nt
Organism: Danaus chrysippus (African queen)
Lineage: Eukaryota; Metazoa; Arthropoda; Insecta; Lepidoptera; Nymphalidae
Source: the annotation of a GenBank genome assembly